AAAAACAAAAACAAUAAUAUGGAUGAAGUGAAAUAUAGAGGUGUUAGAAAGAGGCCAUGGGGUAAAUAUGCUGCCGAAAUUCGCGAUACGAAUCAACAAGGAGGAACUCGUGUCUGGUUAGGUACAUUUAACACUGCCGAAGAUGCUGCUCGAGCUUAUGACAGAGCGGCUUAUAACAUGAGGGGAAAUUUAGCAAUUCUUAAUUUUCCUGAGGAAUAUAACUUGCCUAGGACCUCUUCUCAUUUUUACGAUAAUUCAUCAACGAUGGCGGCCUCGUCAUCGUCUUCGAGUAAUGUGCAUGCAAGAAAUGAUGAUCAACAACGUACAGGGCAAGUUCUUGAACUUGAGUAUCUGGACGAUAAGGUUCUUGAAGAUCUUCUUGAUUGCGAUCAACAUGCAAACAAGAGAAAAUGAACAAUAUUUGUAUCGUUAUAAAGCUAAGUAUUUCCCCUAAUAUAUACUAAUAUAAUAAACCUUAGUUUUUAUAACUAAGAAAUGGGGAUUUUAUUUCAAUAAAUACCACCUUUUUGCAUGGGAGGGGGACAUAAAAUCUUACCUCUUCAUAGCCAAUAUAUAUACAUAUAGUAGAGUUGGAUGGGCCAACUCUUAACAAUGGUGGUGCAUUUUAUGAUCAUAUAUAUAUAUAUAUAUAUAUAUGCAAUUAAUGUGUGCUAAUUACCUAUUAAAUUUUUGAAAUUAUUGCUAAUUAUUGCAUAUAGAGUGAAUGUUCAUGUAUACUAAUUGAAUAACAUUUGUGACUUCAUUUGCUAUGUUAAAAUUACAAUGUUGUAUGUUCUCUCUAAUAAA
Molecule: messenger RNA, 807 nt
Organism: Capsicum annuum
Lineage: Eukaryota; Viridiplantae; Streptophyta; Magnoliopsida; Solanales; Solanaceae
Product: ethylene-responsive transcription factor ERF096-like
Exons: 1
Coding region: 19-414 (131 amino acids)
Biological process (GO): ethylene-activated signaling pathway; regulation of DNA-templated transcription
Molecular function (GO): DNA-binding transcription factor activity; DNA binding
Source: RefSeq, a predicted model, not a curated record